CGUUGCCAUGACGUCCUCCGCAGACAUCCCAGCGUUGGACAGCCUCUCCAUGUCCUCGCUGCUGUCUGGGGACCUGGACGACAUAAAAGAGGGUGAAGAGGGUGAGCUGGCUGACCUGGAAGUGAACCCGUAUGAUAGUUUGCCCUUCUCAUCUCGCUACUACGCCCUGCUGGAGGAACGACGGAAGCUUCCCAUCUGGGGCCUGAAAUACAGCCUGCUGGAGCUCCUGGAGACUCACAGCAUGGUGGUGCUAAGUGGAGAAGGGGGCACGGGCAAAAGCACACAAGUGCCUCAGUGGUGCGUGGAAUACGCCCUCUCUCUGCAGUUUACCGAAGGCUUCGUUUGCUCCUGCCAACCACACCUAGCAGCAGCUUGUAGUCUGGCGAUCCGUGUGGCUGAUGAGAUGGACCUGAGUCUGGGGAUAGAGGUCGGCUACAGGGUUCCUCACGAUGACGGCUGCACGCCAGACACUUUACUACGGUUCGUGACGGACGCACUCCUGCUGGAAGAGAUGAUGUCAGACCCACUGCUGCGACGCUACGGCGUGCUGGUAGUUGACGAGGCCCAGGAACGCACCGUGGCCAGCGACGUCCUUCUGGGUCUGCUCCGUGACGUGUGCCGGCAGCGUUCAGAGCUGCGCGUGGUGGUCCUCUCAACACCCCCCGUUGCCGCUACCAUCGCAAGCUUUCUGGGGGACGGAGUACCUCACCUUAAGAUCCCCCCCGCACCUGACCGGACCGUAACGGAGACGCUGUAUCGAGACCCGCCAGCUGGACGAGAACUCGCUGCAGGAGCGUGCCACAUCGUGCUCGAUCUCCACCGGCGAGGAGAGGAAGGGGAUAUACUGGUCUUCCUUCCCAGUGCACAGGAAAUCGGCGAGUGUGCGGCCCUGCUGGAGACGGAGUGUGUGGCUCUGAGCCCUCAGCUAGGAGCAUUGCGGGUGCUGCUGCUACACUCUGGCCUCGGCGGAGCAGCACAGCACCUGUACAGUGCGGACGGAGACCAGAGCCAAUCGGAAACAAAUGAAGAGGAGAAGCCCGAGUCAAGUUUGAGGCGCAGGGUCAUCCUUACGGAUGCUCUAGGAGAGGCCUCCUUUUCACUGCCCAACAUUCGUUAUGUCGUUGACACUGGUCUGGAACUCAAAACUGUAUACAAUCCACAAAUCCGAGCCGACUCUCAGGUUCAGAGGCCGAUCAGCAAACACCAGGCAGAUGCACGAUCUGAAAGAGUGAACAGCAAGUUGCCAGGAGUUUGUUUUCGGUUGUACAACAAAUACCUGUAUGAUGAGGGAAUGCCUGAAGCUCGCUGUCCUGGAGUAGCUGAGGCCAACCUGAGCCACCUGGUCCUGCUUCUUAAAAGACUGGACAUAGCAGACAUGGGCCAGUGCAAGUUCCUAGACCGGCCAGCUCCAGAAGCACUGAUGCAGGCUCUUGAGGACCUGGAUUACCUGGCGGCUCUGGACGAUGACGGCAAUCUGUCCGAAGUGGGAAUCAUCAUGUCCGAGCUCCCUCUAGAACCGCCGCUGGCCAAAGCUCUCAUCGCGGCCUGCGAGUUCGACUGUGUAAAUGAACUGCUAACCAUUGCUGCCAUGCUUACUGCUCCUUCAUGCUUUGUUACACCUCCACCAAAUAAAGUGGAAGCAGCUGCAACUCAUAGACGCCUUCUUAUGCACCCAGAAGGAGACCAUCUCACCCUUAUCAACAUCUUCAACGCCUACCUACAGCAUAAUGAAGAUGAAGCCUGGUGCACCACCAACUUCCUAAAUGCCUCAGCGUUACGAUUGGCUGUGACAAUCAGAGCGGAGCUGCUGGAGGUUAUGCAGCGAAUCGAGUUGCCGGUUUCGCCUCCUGCAUUCGGCCUCCAGGACAACACUACGAAUAUAAAGCGGGCUGUCAUCUCUGGGUUCUUUCUUAAGGUUGCUCAUGAUGUAGAUGGCUCAGGGAAUUAUUUACUCUUGACACAUCGGCAUGUGGCUCACCUUCACCCCUUCUCCUCGUACCUGAGUCGCCGGCCACGUCCCAGUCCUCCCAGCUGGGUCCUGUACCACGACUUCACCAUCUCCCAUGACAACUGCAUCCGUACUGCCACGGAGAUCCACCCUCACAUGUUGGUGGAAUUAGCUCCUCAGUACUAUUUGGGCAACCUUCCUCCCAGUGAGGGUAAAGACCUGUUAAUGGAAAUCAGACAGAGUCUCCUUUCCCAGGAUGAAGAAGAGAACGAAGAAGGUGAAGAGAAAAGGCACAGAGACCGGUCAGAAGAGCAUCGAGAACAGUACAGUACUGAGAUGUGUGUGCUACAGUGAUGCACUCAGGCCUGAUCUCACGUUGUACUGGGAUUGUACAAGUACACUACACGGCAGCGAUUAGUUCAGUUUCCAACUGAGAUGCAGAAGCUGAUGCUCAUGGGUCAUGUGCAGUGCAGUGCAGUUACUGUAUGUAACCAUGAGCUACAAUGUACAAGUUCAGCUCAUUCUGGCAUUGGCCUUUUGCCUGAAGUUCAACACAUUUUUGUAUAAAAGUGCUACAAGUACUUUUUUUAAACACACAAGAACAUUAUAAAAGAUUUCCAACCACAAGAGCCUUGAGGGCACAGACCAGUACCCCUAAGGUUUGUCAACUCUGCCACCCAACUCAUGCCUGUUUUUCCGACAUGUGCACAGCAUUCUGCACAGGCGUCUCUUCCCCCAAUCAGGGUCCUUAAACAGCAUAUGAAGACCACCCACCCACCUACAAACACACACAGUCUCCCCAACCCCCCAGAUACGGUGGCAAAUUAGUAUCUGCUGUAGACACUGCCAAUUAUGCCCAGCUGACCGGUGGCAAUGCCGAAUUUCGAACCGAGGAGUUUAGAAUCUUGGCACAAGUGUGCUAGCGUAAUAUACCGCUGUGCCACCUGGUCACAUCACAAAUGCUAAUUUUUCUUUAUAUAUAUAUUUUUCUUUAUGCAUUUUCUCCCUUUUUAGUGCGUCCAAUUGCCCCAUUGCAUCACGCUUCCUCUCCACCAAUGCCGAUCCCCGCUCUGAUUGAGGAGAACGAAGCUAACCCACGCCCCCUCCGACACGUGGGCAGCAUGACGUAUGCAUCUUAUCACCUACACUUUGACGAGUGCAGGGCAGCUCAGCGUUGUGUACGGAGAGACACACCCUGAGAGCACUCUUUUCUCAUCUCUGUGCAGGUGCCAUCAAUCAGCCAGCAGAGGUCGUAAUUGCACCGGUCAUGAGAGAGAGACCCCAUCCGGCUUAGUCCCGCCCAUAUGAACAACAGGCCGAUCGUUGUUCAUGUGGCCGCUCAGCCGGCAAGGUAGAGCCGAGAUUCGAUACGAUGUAUUCGAGAUCCCAGCUCUCGUCAAGAUUCCAAUGGGGUCUAGAUCUGGCCUUUGUGCAGGCCACUGGAUUUCCUACACACCAAACAUGUCAAACCAAGUCUUUAUGGACCUCACAGGAGCACAGUCAUGCUGGAACAUAAAGUUGGAAGUUCAAUAUAAAAUUUGAUAGAAAACAGCAAAAGCAUAAUAAUACAGUAAUACAGAUUAGAACGAGGUUAAUUUAUGAUAUUCAAAAAUCAAUUCAAAAUAGCAAAAUGAACAGACCUGAUUCCUAUUGAGGCGCUCAGUGGUGCAGCGGUACAUCAUGCUAGCCCACUGUAGCUGAGAUACAGGGUUCGAAUCUCAGUGGUGCUACUGGCACAGCAUUUUCUAAUUAAAAAGCCCCAAAGUUUCCCAAUUCCCUUAUAGAUAUUUAUUUAUUUAGAUAUAGAUAGAAUGAUUUAUUAGGAUUUUAACGUCAUGUUAUACACCUUUGGUCACAUUUAUGACAGGUCAGACAGUUACAGGCUACUACGACUGUUGGAGGAAACACAAACUCCUGAAGGAAACCCACACUGACAUGGGAAGAACAUGCAAACUCCACACAGAAAGGACCCAGACCGCUCCACCUGAGAAUGAAACCCAGGACCGAUGUGUCUCGAUGUGAGGCGACAGUGCUGCCCACCAACCCAGUGUGCCACACCUUUAAUUGAUAGACAGACACAGUACCACAGUACCAGUAACACUACAUUUAUUAGAGCACACUACCUUGCAGCCCCAUUGUAUUUGAUAUGCAUAGAUAAAAUGAAAUUCUACUGUCCAUGCUUCAGGUUUGUAUAAAGUAAAGGUGGUGGGAUGAUAGUCCAGGGAAACUUGUCCCUUACAGAUGGACUGAUGAUGACUAGAUUCUCAGGGUUCCAUCUUGGACACUUUUAAUUUUGCUGACUGGAAGAUUUUUCUUUUCUACUUUGUACUUUUAUUCUACUUCUGUUAAUAUGUUGUGUGUAAAUUGUGGGUGUGUAAAUACUUUAUUUUUUCAUUUUUAAUUAUUUAAAUGUGCAAUUUGUAUCAGCUGUACCUUAUUAAUUGGGCAGCCACUGAUCUGAUUCUGUGUGAAAUAUAUAAUAUUUAAAACUACAGCAUUGAAAUACACUGAUCAGCCAUAACAUUAAAACCACCUUGUUUCUACA
Molecule: messenger RNA, 4493 nt
Organism: Trichomycterus rosablanca
Lineage: Eukaryota; Metazoa; Chordata; Actinopteri; Siluriformes; Trichomycteridae
Gene: dqx1
Product: DEAQ box RNA-dependent ATPase 1
Exons: 11
Coding region: 8-2302 (764 amino acids)
Cellular component (GO): intracellular anatomical structure; spliceosomal complex
Molecular function (GO): RNA binding; helicase activity
Source: RefSeq, a predicted model, not a curated record